Alternaria rosae is the source of this 533-nucleotide messenger RNA. RefSeq lists its product as uncharacterized. The record is from RefSeq and is a predicted model, not a curated record. The transcript has 2 exons. NCBI's taxonomy places the organism in Eukaryota, Fungi, Ascomycota, Dothideomycetes, Pleosporales, Pleosporaceae. The coding region runs from base 61 to 267 and encodes 68 amino acids.
CUUCAACUUCAAUCUUCAACCAAAACGCCACUACUUCUCCCACACUACCAAACCAUCACCAUGCGUUUCGCAGCAGUCAUCGCCGCCCUCGCCGUCACGGCCGCCGCUCUUCCUGCCACCUCUCUAGAGCAGACGGGAGCAGCUCUCGAUGCUCAGGCUGAUGCUUGUCGCGACUUCGAUGCGUACCAAACCUGUACUUCGAACUGUAGCCCACUUGGCCCAGCCUUUGCCUGCUCCAUCAGCUGCCUCAUCGCCUACUGCUCCUAGGUCGCUACUUUGGCACUUCGUGUUCUAUUCAGCCGGUAUGGGGUGGGGCUGUUAAAGGAGGGUGGUCUUGGCCAUACACAUGGUUAUACUUAGGGUCUGUAGAGUGGCCAGCCGUUCGUUACCCUUAAGCACAAUGAACACCUUUUGGAGUCAAUCGUUUCCAACUCUCAGCUGUUCCAAAGGUCCUAUAGCGUGAUACUUAAAAAGAAAAAGUAGAUUGUAUGUAGAUUGGAUAUCAAGUUGAGUACAGACCCAUAACACCGAAU